AUGCCUUCCCACUACGCAAACGCCGACGAAAGUGCCAUCGUUGAAAUAGCCAACGAACCAGCCAGCGGUGUAUCAUAUUUUACCCCAAAGCAAGACCCGCCCGCCGGCACAGUUGUCUCACCAGCGCCGAAUCACCCGAAUGUACCCAAGCUCUUUGCUCCAUUGAAGAUCAGAGGUCUUGAGCUUCAUAACCGCAUUUUGCUCUCUCCCCUCUGCCAAUAUUCGGCCGCAGAUGGACACCUUAACGACUGGCAUUUUGCUCAUCUGGGUGGCAUUAUCUCACGUGGACCUGGUCUCUCCUUCGUAGAAGCCACUGCGGUAAUUCCUAAUGGUCGAAUUACACCGGAGGACUCCGGCCUCUGGAAGGAUUCUCAGAUCGAGCCAUUAAAGAGGAUCGUGGAAUUUGCUCAUAGCCAGGGCCAGCUCACCGGUAUUCAACUCGCGCAUGCUGGACGCAAAGCAAGCACCGUUGCACCUUGGCUGUCCAUGACUCGUGGCCCAGGGGCUCCUAUGAAAUCGGUCAACGGUUUCGAAAAUGAGGGUUUUACACCGCGUUACGGCUGGCCUAAUGAUGUGGUUGCCCCGAGCGCUAUCGCCUAUAAGGACAAAAACAUCAUUCCUCGGGAAAUGUCUCUCAGUGAGAUUCAAUCCUUCAUACUGUCCUGGGGCGAAGCUGUUAAAAGAGCAGUUCGGGCCGGGUUUGAUGCUAUUGAGAUUCACGGCGCACACGGAUAUCUUAUCCACGAGUUCCUUUCCCCAGUCUCUAAUAAGCGAACUGAUGAAUAUGGCGGGAGCUUCCAGAACCGAAUUCGGUUCGCGCUCCAGAUCGUUGACGUGUCUCGACAAAACAUGCCCGGGAAGAUGCCUCUUUUCUUCCGUGUUAGUGGCACGGAGUGGUUAGAGCACCUAGAAAAUGAGCCCAGCUGGGACGUCACUUCAACCAUUCAACUUGCUGAAAUUUUGGCGAGCCGCGGAGUGGAUGUCCUCGAUGUUUCUAGCGGAGGUAACGACCCGAGACAAAAGAUCAUUGGCGGACCAGGAUAUCAAGCCCCGGCCGCUCUCCAAGUGAAGAAUAAAUUGGGCGACCGUCUUCUUGUGGGAACCGUCGGAGCCAUUACUUCUGGUCCCCAGGCUAAUGACCUCUUGAGGGAUGGCCUUGAUAUGGUUUUAGUUGGACGGAUGUUUCAGAAGAACCCCGGGCUGGUCUGGACCUUUGCGGAUGAGCUCGAUGUUGAUAUGAAGUCAGCCAACCAGAUCCACUGGGGUUUCGCUGGACGUCGUCGGAAGUGA
This is a messenger RNA of Penicillium robsamsonii, 1290 nucleotides long. RefSeq names its product NADH:flavin oxidoreductase/NADH oxidase. NCBI's taxonomy places the organism in Eukaryota, Fungi, Ascomycota, Eurotiomycetes, Eurotiales, Aspergillaceae. The transcript has 6 exons. The record is from RefSeq and is a predicted model, not a curated record. The coding region runs from base 1 to 1290 and encodes 429 amino acids. Gene Ontology annotation, molecular function: NADP binding; NADPH dehydrogenase activity; FMN binding. Gene Ontology annotation, cellular component: intracellular anatomical structure.